AUGGAAAACCAAUCCAGCACCUCUGAAUUUUACCUCCGAGGAAUAUCUGAGUCACCAGAGCAACAGCAAUUAUUCUUUGGAAUUUUCCUGUGUCUGUAUCUUGUCACCUUGACAGGGAAUGUGCUCAUCAUCCUGGCCAUCGGCUCUGACCCCCACCUCCACACCCCCAUGUACUUCUUUUUGGCCAAUCUGUCUUUUGUUGACAUGGGUUUAACAUCCUCCACAGUAACCAAGAUGCUGGUAAACAUACAGACUCAGCAUCAUACCAUCUCCUAUGUUGGUUGCCUCACACAGAUGUACUUCUUUCUGAUGUUCGGGGACCUGGACAGCUUCUUCCUGGCUGUGAUGGCAUAUGACCACUACGUGGCCAUUUGCCACCCUCCCCGCUACCCCACAGUCACGAGUCCACGAGUCUGUGCCAUGCUGCUUGCAUUGUGCUGGGUCCUCACUCACAUGGUUGCCCUGACUCACACCCUCCUCAUGGCUCAGCUGUCCUUCUGUGUUGUGGGGGAAAUAGCUCACUUCUUCUGUGACAUAAUUCCUGUCCUGAAGCUGUCGUGUUCUGACACCCACAUCAACGAGUUGAUGGUUUUGGCCUUAGGAGGCACCAUGCUCAUCGUGCCCUUUAUUUGCGUUGUCAUCUCCUACAUUCACAUUGCAGCUGCCGUCCUCAGGGUCCGAACUCCUGGUGGGGGUGGCAAGGCCUUUUCCACCUGCAGUUCCCAUCUCUGUGUUGUCUGUGUGUUCUAUGGGACCCUCUUCAGUGCCUAUCUCUGCCCUCCAUCUGUUGCCUUUGAAGGGAAGGACAUUGCAGCAGCUGUAAUGUACACUGUGGUGACCCCCAUGCUGAACCCCUUUAUCUACAGCCUAAAGAACAAGGACAUGAAGGGGGCCUUAAGGCUCCUCAGUCCUAGGAGAAUUCUUUCCUCUUAG
Messenger RNA from Hippopotamus amphibius kiboko, 933 nucleotides. Its product is annotated as olfactory receptor 1N1-like. Gene Ontology annotation, biological process: G protein-coupled receptor signaling pathway. Gene Ontology annotation, molecular function: olfactory receptor activity; G protein-coupled receptor activity. Lineage: Eukaryota; Metazoa; Chordata; Mammalia; Artiodactyla; Hippopotamidae. The record is from RefSeq and is a predicted model, not a curated record. Gene Ontology annotation, cellular component: membrane.